This is a messenger RNA of Batrachochytrium dendrobatidis JAM81, 576 nucleotides long. RefSeq lists its product as uncharacterized. Lineage: Eukaryota; Fungi; Chytridiomycota; Chytridiomycetes; Rhizophydiales. The record is from RefSeq and is a predicted model, not a curated record. The transcript has a single exon. The coding region runs from base 1 to 576 and encodes 191 amino acids.
AUGCACUCUCUUUCCAGAUCCAGUUCCCCUUGUGCCUGUGUUGGUGCUUCUACAACCUCUACCUUUAAAUGUUUGCAAUGCAAGCGUCGUGAGCGUCACAAUGCUAUGAUGCAUCGCUUGGCUAGAUCUAUUUAUCUGGAUACUCAUAAUCAAGAUACCUCUUGUUCCAACUUGGUUUCUGCUGAAAGAAAUGCCGAGGGCAAUGUGAGCGAUAACAGCAAUGGCGGAAACAAUAUUAUGGGAUCUUUCUCUGAUAUUGAUAAUGGAUGCAAUUAUGGCAUGAUCUUUGAACCUGAAUCAUAUUAUAGGAUUCAAAAUAGCGAUCAUGAUAUGCACUCAAAAAGCCAUUCUUCCGUACCCAGCCCUACUAUGACAAUGGUAAACUCUGUGAAUGGACUGUUGCGUCGAAAUAGGAUGACCAGCGAUCCGCUGUUCUGGCAGAAUUUAGAUUCGAAAUGUGUGAUAAGAGAUAACGACAGGGAUUUGCAAGAUACUAACAUGUCGCACCUUUUGUUUCAAAAAAGUAUUCGUCACUCCAUCCAUUGUGAUUGCAAGGGAUCGGUGAGUUAUUCUUGA